Molecule: messenger RNA, 1077 nt
Organism: Penicillium manginii
Lineage: Eukaryota; Fungi; Ascomycota; Eurotiomycetes; Eurotiales; Aspergillaceae
Exons: 3
Coding region: 1-1077 (358 amino acids)
Source: RefSeq, a predicted model, not a curated record
AUGGCCGAGACAGCCGCACCACACCCAUACAAGCUGGGGCUCAACCAGCUGGGCUAUGCGACACUGGUAGUCAGCAUCUUCUUCAUCGUGCUGUCCAUCGCGGCAGUCAGUCUGCGCAUCGGCAGCCGGCGAAUGCUGGGCAACCACUUGGGCCUGGACGACUGGCUGGCCAUUGCCAGUGUCGUUGUCCUCAUGGGCUUUUGCAGUGAUAUACUGGUGGGAGUCUAUACCUACGGGGGUGGGCAAGUCUAUCUCAACCAGCUGGAGGCCCACGAGAAGUUGAUCCAGUACAUGAAAUCGGAGUAUGCCAUUCCACCGCUAUAUGCGGUCAAUGUGACCCUGGUUAAAAUGUCCAUUCUGUGUUUUUACCAUCGCCUCUUCUCGGUCUCUUCCUUCCGUCGCAAGACCUACGGCGUGGGUAUCUUCUGUCUCGUUUGGUUUGUGGUCGCCUUCGUCGCUGAUAUGCUGUACUGUAUCCCCAUGCGCCAGUUCUGGGAUCCCACGGCAGGCGGCUCCUGCUUUAACUUCCCCAACUACUUCCUGGUCAUGGAGCUCAUCGACGUGCUCCUGGACGUGGUAAUCAUUGCCCUUCCCCUCAAGACCAUCGCGAGCCUGCAGCUUUCCUGGCGGAAGAAACUGGCCUUGCUGGGUAUUUUCUCGCUGGGUGCCUUUGUGAUUGUGACUAGUGCCAUCCGCAUCGCCUACGUCUACCGACCGGGCGACCAACUUCUCGUACUCGGCCAGGCUUCCCUCUGGUCCGUCAUCAAUCUUGGAGUCGCCAUCUUGUGUGCUUGUUUGCCGAUCUAUCGCCCCUGGCUCCCCAAGUUCGGCAACCUUGGCAGCAUCUGGCGCAGUCACUACGGCAAGACUGCCCAUGGUGACAACAGUCACCCCCUCUCCACGAAUCCGAUUAACUCGGCCACGAAGAGCCCCGAGUCGCGAUCCACGUACUACUACCAGAUGAACGAUAGCCAUAGCGACGCAAUGCCCCUAACCCGCAUUGCAGCGGAUGAUCGGCGGGGGUCCGAGGUGUUUUUUAAAGGGAUUCGGGUACAACAAGAUGUGCAGAUGGUCUAA